AUGUACUGUGUCUGUCGUCUUGGAGCUUAGUUACGUGUGCAGAUUGACCCUCACAAGCUUAGGCGCCAGGCUCCGAACACGACAACAUCGACGACAGCGACAACCACUCGACCAUUACCGUACGCCUGUGUCCGAGAUAUACCUGAUCGACUCUUUUCGGCCGCACGCCGCCUCUGGAAGAAGCGAAAGCGCCCCGCCGGCGCAAACCCCCAUCGCUACUCAGUGUCCACACCCCAGCGCCCCGACCAUGUCUGGAGCCGGCUAUGAUGCCGUCGUCGAUGUUGACGACGAGGGUGACUUGGGCCACACCGAUCUUCAAGACGACCUCGAGUUCCACAACUCGACCUUCCAAGAAACCGCACCCGGCGGCAGGAAAGCCGGCCACACCGGGGCCGGGGCCUCGGGCUCGGGGCUCCCUCUACCCGCAACCGCUUCGGCCGUCUCGGGGAAGCGGUUCCUGUGGUCGAUCCAGUUCUACCAGCAGUUCUUCGAUGUCGAUACCUCGGCCGUCCUGAGCAGGUGCUGGGCCGCCCUGUACCCCCGCGCCAACUUCCUGGAUGUGCUAGAGGGUAACCCCGACCUGUACGGGCCCUUCUGGAUCGCCACUACCGUUGUGUUCAUCCUCUUCAUUGGUGGCACCAUAAGCCAGUACCUCGCCGUGAAGGGUACAUCGUCGUUUGCAUACGAUUUUACUCUGCUGAGUGGCGCCGCUGGGCUUAUUUACGGAUAUACACUGGCGAUUCCCGUGAUCCUCUUCCUCGCGCUGCGCUACUUCGGAUCCGAGUCGGCCAACCUGCUCGAGUGCUGGGCGUUGUACGGCUACAGCAAUCUGAUCUGGAUCCCCGUGGCCAUCGUUAGCUGGUCACGCAUCGAUAUCCUCAACUACGUCUUUGUGGCCGUCGGUUUCGGCUACUCGGUCGCGUUCCUCUUGCGAAACCUGUACCCGGUCCUGAGCGCGACGGACCGCCAGACCAGCAAGGCGCUCCUGAUCGUGGUUGUCGUCCUCCACUUCGCGCUGGCCGUCACCAUCAAGUUCCUCUUCUUUGCGCACCAUAGCCCCAUCGGGUCAGGUUCAGGGGACGAGGCAAAGACCCCGGCUAGCUAGUUCGCCUCGCGUGCUUGGGAGCACGUCGUGUAUUCUAUCUAGUACAUGAUAAGGGUGGACCAGAAUGUGCGAUUAGUGUUGACUGUUUGGCUUGUUGUUUUUGGACUGGCAGCCGGAUGAGGACAGGCUCUGUCAUCAGGGCGUUUGUCAGUUUUUGACGUGAUGGUGCAAAUUCGAGUUGCAACACAGCAUGGGAUCUUGAAUCCCGAGAACAAAAAGGGCUGCUGAUUAUUGAUUGUUCCAUAUUCUACGGCUACCGAGGAGGCUUGCCGCCCGGUAGCAGCCUUUACCGUUGAACCUCGCCGCCGUUGCUGUCCCAGUCCAGCCAACUGCCCGAAUACUCGCCGACGUUCCUCCACCCCGCGUCUCUGGCGAGCUGUGCGGCUGCGCGGCUCCUGACUCCGGCCUUGCAGUAGAAGACGAGCUCGGCGUCGUGAUCCGGGCGGGGGAAGUCGAACCUGUCGGCGAACUCGUCGUCGGUGAUGUGGAAGCUGUCGGGCUGGGUGGUGAUGGGUAUGUUGAUGGCCGUCGGGAUCCGGCCCGUGGACUG
Molecule: messenger RNA, 1655 nt
Organism: Gaeumannomyces tritici R3-111a-1
Lineage: Eukaryota; Fungi; Ascomycota; Sordariomycetes; Magnaporthales; Magnaporthaceae
Exons: 3
Coding region: 248-1105 (285 amino acids)
Biological process (GO): vesicle-mediated transport
Cellular component (GO): Golgi apparatus; membrane
Molecular function (GO): small GTPase binding
Source: RefSeq, a predicted model, not a curated record